ACAGAACAGAGUAUUUUAAUAGUCUAAUAGUUUGCUUGCAGAUAUCAUUUACAGUUCCACUCAUCCGUCGCGCAGCUGAAGCUUCAGUUGGAGACUGUGCACUGUAAACGGAGAGGCUGUGCUUUCUGGAGGAGGCUCAGGAGACCGAAGAAGGUGUAAAUCUGUGCAGCAAACUCCACACUUUAUCCACAUGGCAGAGCCCAACUUUCCCCCACUGCCGGGAUUCAUUCCAGUCAAGCCAUGCUUCUACCAGGACUUUGAUGAGAUCCCUGAACAGCACCGCAGCAUGUGCAAAAAAAUGUACCACCUGUGGAUGUUGAAUACUGCUACUCUUGUGGUGAAUCUCAUUGGCUGCUUUGCUUGGAUGUUUGGUGGAGGUGGCGUGACCAACUUUGGACUGGCUAUCAUCUGGCUAAUCAUGUUCACUCCCUGCUCUUAUGUCUGUUGGUUCAGGCCCAUCUACAAGGCCUUCAAGACUGACAGCUCCUUCAACUUCAUGCAGUUCUUUUUCGUGUUCAUGGCCCAAGUUGGCAUCAGCAUUAUCCAGUGCAUAGGCAUCCCUGGUUGGGGAGUAUGUGGUUGGUUGGCCACCAUCUCCUACUUCAGCUAUAACAUUUUGAUUGCACUGAUCAUGUUGGUCCCUACUAUCAUGUUCACUGCAGUGGCCUCACUGUCCUUCAUCGCCCUCACCAGGAUCCAUAAUUACUACCGUGGCAGUGGGGCCAGCAUGUCCAAAGCUCAGGAGGAAUGGACUACAGGAGCCUGGAAGAACCCUCACGUCCAGGCUGCGGCCCAGCAGGCAGCCAUGGGUGCGGCUGCUGGAGCCAUGCAGGAACAGUACUCCAGCCCACAAUAUAAUGACAACCAGAUGUAGCCUAGAGGUGUUUAAGGAAAGAUGUGUCAGUUAUGCCAAAGUUUGA
Molecule: messenger RNA, 920 nt
Organism: Plectropomus leopardus (leopard coralgrouper)
Lineage: Eukaryota; Metazoa; Chordata; Actinopteri; Perciformes; Serranidae
Gene: scamp5b
Product: secretory carrier membrane protein 5b
Biological process (GO): protein transport
Cellular component (GO): trans-Golgi network membrane; recycling endosome membrane
Source: RefSeq, a predicted model, not a curated record